AUGUCUACCCCCCAGGUUCCCCAGAACCCAGGCGAGGAGACAACGGAUCUCAGCAAACGAUAUGACAUCCCACUCGGCCUCGCUCACACCACCAUGCAGGCGCUCAAGGACCGCAUCAAGGUGCAUUACGACCUGGCGAGUGACUACUACUUGAAAUUAUGGGGUGAACAUAUUCAUCACGGAUACUGGCCAACCGCCGCCUCUAAAGCUACCGAGUCCAAGGAGACAGCUCAGCUCAACCUCAUCCAUUUGCUGUUGACAACGGCCGCGGUUACAAACGAGGCCGUUCAGGUCGAGGCCGCUAGUCAUGCCACCGCUGCUACCGCAGCCGACACCGGCACCGCCGUGCCAAUUGCCGUGGCCAACGAUACCCAUGUGGCCUCGACAGAAAGAACCCCCCAACACCCCCUACGCAUUCUAGACGUUGGCUGCGGAGUGGGCGGGACAACACGGUACCUCGCCAAGGUUCUCGGGGCACAGGUGACGGGCAUCACGAUUUCGGGGAAGCAGGUGCAGAUUGCCCAGAGGCUAAGCCGAGCUGCCGCGAUUACAAAGAGCGGUGGAAACGUUCUAUCAAACGAUGAGGGUGUAGUCCUGAAUCGGGCGGAUGGUGCGACCGAGACCGAUGCAGAAUUCAUCACCAUUGGUGAAAAAGGUGGGCAAGUGAAGUUUGUCGAGCUUGAUGCUGAGAAGAUGGGCGAGUACUUUACUGCUGAGGCUGGAGAUGCCCAAGGCUUUGAUGUUGUCUGGAUCAGUGAAGCUCUGUCUCACUUCCCCAACAAAGCACUCUUCUUUCAAAACGCCCAUCGGCUGCUCCGCCCAGGAGGUAAGCUAGUGCUGGCAGACUGGUUUAAGGCCGAGGAGCUUGGCGAGGGUGUCUUUGACGCGGAUAUCAAGCCCAUUGAAGACGGCAUGCUUCUUCCACCACUUUGUACCCAACAAGACUAUGUCAACCUAGCCACCACUGCGGGGCUACAGGUCCUCGGCGGGCCUAAAGAUAUUAGUCUGGACGUCAGCAAAACAUGGGAUAUCUCUUGGUCCCUCAUCCAAAACCCUUCGCUUUGGGCCUUCGCUUUUAGCCAGGGGCGCGACGGCAUUGCCUUUCUACAAGCCUUCCGCGCCAUGCGUCGGGGAUAUGCGAAUGGGAGCUUCCGAUAUGCGGUCAUGGCGUUCAGCAAGAAUGCGUAA
This is a messenger RNA of Dichotomopilus funicola, 1188 nucleotides long. Its product is annotated as gamma-tocopherol methyltransferase. NCBI's taxonomy places the organism in Eukaryota, Fungi, Ascomycota, Sordariomycetes, Sordariales, Chaetomiaceae. Gene Ontology annotation, biological process: methylation. Bases 1 to 1188 code for a protein of 395 amino acids. Gene Ontology annotation, molecular function: methyltransferase activity. The record is from RefSeq and is a predicted model, not a curated record. The transcript is spliced from 3 exons.